AUGGUCUCCUCAUUUAGGUGGGGAGGUUUAACUUUGUUAUUCUCUGUUUGGUUUUGGAUAUUCCAGCCGGCCUUAUCGAUCGGAAAUGUGGGGCAGCUCGCCGUGGAUCUGUUAAUCUCGUCACUAAAAGCUGAGAAACUCGGGUAUUUGGACGAUCCGAAUGUGCUUCCUUCAUAUGAAUCAUCUUCUCGUGCAUUGUCACUUGUGCAACAGAGGUCUCCAGUUAGUAAGGGUAUGAUGAUCGAAUAUGCUAAGAACAUGGCGAAUUUUGCUGUGGCAAACGGCAAGAAGCACAUCGUCGUACUAUCUACUUUGGAUUUUGGUAGAUGGAAAAACAUUAAUAUGACCAGCGGCUUGCAGAUAUACUACUUAUCCAGUUCAAGUUUGGAUGGGACUGAUGCUGCCUGUGAAAAUCUUGGGUGGAAUAGACUGCAAGAUUACAAUCCUCACCAAAGAACAUGGAAAUAUCUUGAGACAUUAGCUACAAAUGGUUCCACUACCGAUGAAGAUUUUCCUUUUGAGGAACUUGGAGAUGAAGAUUAUUAUCCUAGUUUGCCCUUUGCUGCAUUAUUUUCCUGCUUUAAGGCUAAAGGUCUAAAAGUUACUUGUUUACUGUGUUACUCCUCUGAGGGAGACAACAUACCUGAAGCUUUCUCCAUGGCUGAGGCAGCAUGCGUACUUACUGGACUUAGCAAUAAGGAGUUCGAAGGCAAUGGUGCUGACAAGUGGAUAAUGCCAUUCUCAUGGCAGAGUGUUUAUGGUCCUCCAGCAGAUGUGACUCUAUUCUAGCAUAGGCGCAGCCUAGUUUAUUUUUAGGAGUUUGAUUUUUGAAUUCAUUGCUCCAUCUUGGUGUUUUUCUCUUUUCUUUUUCUUUUUAGUUUUUGAAUUAUCUAAGAUAAAUAUACUUCAUAAGGCAGUG
Molecule: messenger RNA, 919 nt
Organism: Striga asiatica
Lineage: Eukaryota; Viridiplantae; Streptophyta; Magnoliopsida; Lamiales; Orobanchaceae
Source: the annotation of a GenBank genome assembly